This is a messenger RNA of Salarias fasciatus (jewelled blenny), 672 nucleotides long. Its product is annotated as transmembrane protein 235. The transcript has 4 exons. The record is from RefSeq and is a predicted model, not a curated record. The coding region runs from base 35 to 667 and encodes 210 amino acids. Gene Ontology annotation, cellular component: apical plasma membrane. NCBI's taxonomy places the organism in Eukaryota, Metazoa, Chordata, Actinopteri, Blenniiformes, Blenniidae.
CGCUGCCUCGCCUGAGCCCCGAGUGGACUGCAGGAUGAAGUACGGAGCGGUGGUCCUCUCGGCUGGACUCACGGGUCUGCUGAGCUUCACCCUCCUGGCUGUGGCAAUAGGGACCGAUUAUUGGUACAUAGUGGAUGUAAAUAAGCCCAACCACACCGGCUCAGACGACAUGAGCUCGCACUCCGGGCUGUGGAGGAUAAUUGAAGGAACAAACGUGAGUUCAGUCAUCGCCUCUUUCACAGCAAAUAUGUCCAGCCUGUCUGAGGCGGAGAGGCAGCUUCUUGGCCUGCACAAAGUGGUGGUCAUCCUGCUGCCCCUCAGCCUGAUCCUGCUGGUGUUCGGCUGGAUCUUCGGGCUCGUCAGUUCGCUGGCCUGCAGUCCCAAGCUCCUGGCUGCGUCGGCGUCUCAUUUCCUCCUCUGCAGUGUUUUCACUCUGUCGGGGGUCAGCGUCUACAUCAAAUACUCACACCUGGCCAUGGAGGAGUUCCAGCGUCUUGUGCACCCCGACAGCCUGGCGUACGUGGACGUGUCUUUCGGCUGGUCCUUAGCGUCCGCCUGGCUCUCUUACAGCCUGGAAGUGGCCACCGGCCUGCUGCUCCUUCUGGCAGCCAGAAUAACUCAGAUGAAGGGGCAUUAUGAUUCUGGAGUCGCCAUCGCCAUGCUAUAAAUGGA